Pocillopora meandrina is the source of this 948-nucleotide messenger RNA. The record is from the annotation of a GenBank genome assembly. NCBI's taxonomy places the organism in Eukaryota, Metazoa, Cnidaria, Anthozoa, Scleractinia, Pocilloporidae.
AUGAUUAAAGAUUGGGAUCGAUUCAACCUAGACUGGGUCCCUACCCUCCACCUUGGGCAUUCAAAACAGCAUGUAAAGGAUCCUGAAGAGGCAACUGCACAGAAAGCUGCCAACAGAUGCAAACGUCAAGUAGAACUUGCAGAAAAGAGGGGGAAGAGAGAGUGAAACAAGUGGAGGAUACAGGAAAACAGCUGAUGAGAUAUUUUACAAGGCCAAGCCCAAGGUCGAGGCUUUGAAUGUUGACGAUACAGGGAAAACAGCUGAUGAGAUAUUGUACAAGGCUGAGCCCGAGGCCGAGGCUUUGAAUGUCGAUGACAAAGAUCCAGAAACCAGGGAAGAAUUAUGCAGCAGUCAUGACCAGAAAACAGUAUAUGCUGAAACUCAAACAACUAAAUUUGAAUAUUUAUCUAAGGAUAAAUCCGUUCUCGUUUGGAAAAAAACCACCAUCAUUAUUGUCUGUUUUGAGGUCUUCAUAGAGCGACCUUCUAAUCUAGCAAGAGCUCAAACAUUUUCUAACUAUAAACAGCACAUUACCACCAAGGUGCUCAUCGCAAUUACACCCCAAGGAUCUAUUUGUUUUACUUCCAAAGCAUGGGGAGGAAGGACCACUUGAAGCCAAGGGACCUUGUUAUAACAGAUUGAAGGUUCGCCAUUCAGGAAAACAUUGCACUCUACCAGGCACAGUUAGCUAUCCCUGCCUUCACUAGAGGAAGGAAUCAACUUGGUCCACUUGAUGUGAAACAAACACGAGGAAUUGCGAAUGUGCGAGUACAUGUAGAGCAUGUCAUUGGACUCCUGAGGUAAAAGUAUUUUAUCCUGCAGGGAAUACUACCAAUAGAUUAUUUGACAUGUUCAGAAAAAAGUGGAAAAAUUCCACUCAUUGACGGGAUGAUCAGGGUUUGUGCAGCCCUUACAAAUCUUGCCCCAUCUGUUGUUCCCUUUGAAUAA